Messenger RNA from Dama dama (fallow deer), 2308 nucleotides. RefSeq names its product zinc finger protein 300 (gene ZNF300). Gene Ontology annotation, biological process: regulation of transcription by RNA polymerase II; central nervous system development. The transcript is spliced from 6 exons. Gene Ontology annotation, molecular function: RNA polymerase II cis-regulatory region sequence-specific DNA binding; DNA-binding transcription factor activity, RNA polymerase II-specific. NCBI's taxonomy places the organism in Eukaryota, Metazoa, Chordata, Mammalia, Artiodactyla, Cervidae. Bases 180 to 2021 code for a protein of 613 amino acids. The record is from RefSeq and is a predicted model, not a curated record. Gene Ontology annotation, cellular component: nucleus.
UGUACGGAACAGUGCACGCCGGGGAGCCCCGCACAGGAAGCGGGAGAAUUCACCGCUAUGGAUGUGACAGCCGUCUUGGGUUGAGCCGUGAUGGGCAUUUCUGGAACUGCAGGAAACAUUUAUUGAACACCUGCUGGGUGCCUGGAGGCAUCUGCCAUUUUAGAGGAGAGCUGAAAAAGAUGAAGUCCCAGGGAUUAGUAUCUUUCAAGGAUGUAGCUGUGGAUUUCACCCAGGAGGAGUGGCAGCAACUAGACCCUGCUCAGAAGACCCUGUACCGGGAUGUGAUGCUGGAGAACUAUAGCCACCUGGUCUCGAUGGGGCAUCCAGUUUCCAAACCAGAUGUCAUUUCCAAGUUGGAGCAAGGAGAAGAUCCAUGGAUCAUUAAAAGAGACAUACCAAAUUGGAUCUGUCCAUAUGAAGGUCAGACAGAUUGGCGACUAGACAGGAAGAGUAACCUUGACAACCCCCAAUCAUGUAUUUUGGGGUCUGUUUCCUUCCAUAAUAAGAUAUUGAAAGGAGUCACAAAGGAUGGUUCAUUAUACUCCAUUUUAAAAGUCUGUCAAAGUGAUGGCCAGUUACAGAGAUGUCAGAAAAACAGACUUUCCACGAAAGUAACAGUCAUCAACAACAAAACAAUGACUGUAGAGUCAGACUACAAAUAUGAUGCACUGAGGAAAAUAUUUCAAGAGUGUAUAGAGUCAGAUGCUUCAAGACAAAGACCCUAUAACUAUGAUGCCUUUAAAAAGAACUUGAAAUCUAAUAUUGACCUACCUAGUUGUAAUAAGAACAAUUCAAGAAGAAACCUUGAUGAGAGUUUUGGAUGUGGAAAAUCAUUCAUCCACAGUGUGGCCAAUUCUAACCUUGAGAAGAUUCACAAUGGAGUAAUUCCCUGUAAUGAUAUUGAGCAUGGAAACAUUUUCAGCAAGAAACAAUCCAUUAUUCAUUAUCAGAAUGUUGAAACCAAGGAGAAAACCUGUGUGUGUGUUACAUGUGGAAAAGCCUUUGCUAAGAAGUCACAGCUCAUUGUACAUCAACGGAUUCAUACUGGGAAAAAACCAUAUGAUUGUGGUGCAUGUGGGAAAGCCUUCAGUGAGAAGUUUCACCUCAUUGUACAUCAGAGAACUCAUACUGGGGAGAAACCUUAUGAAUGUUCUGAAUGUGGAAAAGCCUUCUCUCAAAAAUCAUCUCUUAUUAUACAUCAGAGAGUUCAUACUGGAGAAAAACCAUAUGAAUGUAGUGAAUGUGGAAAAGCCUUCUCCCAGAAAUCACCUCUCAUUAUACAUCAGAGAAUUCACACUGGAGAGAAACCUUAUGAAUGUAGAGAGUGUGGUAAGGCCUUCUCCCAGAAGUCACAACUGAUUAUACAUCAUAGAGCUCAUACUGGAGAGAAGCCCUAUGAGUGUACUGAAUGCGGGAAAGCCUUCUGUGAGAAGUCCCACCUCAUUAUACAUAAAAGAAUUCACACUGGGGAGAAACCCUACAAAUGUGCUCAGUGUGAGGAAGCCUUCAGCAGAAAGACAGAACUCAUUACACACCAGUUAAUUCAUACUGGGGAGAAACCUUAUGAAUGUACUGCUUGUGGGAAGACCUUCUCCCGAAAGUCACAGCUCAUUAUACAUCAGAGAACGCAUACUGGAGAAAAACCCUAUAAAUGCAAUGAAUGUGGAAAAGCCUUCUGUCAGAAAUCACAUCUCAUUGGACAUCAGAGGAUACACACAGGAGAAAAACCUUAUGUUUGUACUGAAUGUGGGAAAGCCUUCUCUCAAAAGUCUCACCUCCCAGGUCAUCAGAGGAUUCAUACAGGAGAGAAACCAUACAUAUGUGCUGAAUGUGGAAAGGCAUUUUCUCAGAAGUCAGAUCUUGUUUUACAUCGGAGAAUUCACACUGGGGAAAGACCCUAUCGGUGUGCUGUAUGUGGGAAAGCUUUCAUCCAGAAAUCACAACUCACUGUACAUCAGAGAAUUCAUAGCAGUGGUAAAAAUCAUAGUGAACUAAAAACACAGACAAGCUUUCAGUAUUAGCUCAAUGCUUAAUACAUAACAGGAACUUGAUUAAUUCGAUAACUUUGUUGACAGCAUCUUUAUAGAGAAAAUUUUACAAGAGAAUACAUAUCUGUAGUGUGGUGAUACCUAACUCAGCAGACAUGAUGGAAAAUAAUUACAUAAAUGAAGGCCAUUUUCACCAUAGCAUGUAGAGCUUUUAAAGUUAUGAAUUGAAUGGUUAGUAGAACAAAUUAUGUAUAUAUAAUGUUGUCAAAGUACAUAUUCCUUAUUAUGCCCCAUAACAAUAAACAUUGUGAAAUUGCUAA